AUGAUUCCUUCAAUUCUAUUAGCCCUCGCGGGGGUUAGUUUCGCAGCCCUUGAGCCUAGACAGAUGAUGCACCAGGCUCGAAACCAACCGUCUUUCAUUUCAUCACGGGAUCUUUCUGAAGCUGAGAGCGAGCCCUGCAAGUUUAUAAGUCAGGCUUAUGUAGAGGCUGAACCUGAGCCUGGGAAGCCUGUUGUUCUUGCUAUUCCUCCCUCUGUUGGUAUUGCUUGUCUCAAGUCUGUUCCUCUGGAUAAGAAGCGGGAUCUCGAGUUGCUUGACUAUCUUGAGCCUUUGAUUGGGUUUCAGAGUACGCUUGAGAUUCUUGCUGAUCCGCCGAAAGAGUAUCUGUUUCCGGGUGUGGAUGUUCUUGGGGGGUUUGAUACGAUUCGGAGCAAGUUGGAGAACAACAAGUACAAGACUCAAUAUGAAGUCAUGACAGAUCUGCGAAGCCUUUUUGCUGCUGCCAACGAUGGUCACUUUGACUAUCCUCCCGCUCUUCUCAACGCCUUCUACUACGUCCGACGAGGUGUCGAAUUCGAGUCCGUGUCUGCCAACGGUCUUCGACUGCCAUACAUCUUCCAUGUCAUCGACACUAGCCGUGGUAACCAAGGUCUUCUCGACUACGCCCCUUCAGCUGUCAAGUCCAUCGACGGUACCCCAAUCGCUGAGUGGCUCGAGGAGGACGCUUCUUUCGCGACAUCAAACAGCCAGGACCCUGAUGCUCAGUACAACGGCCUCUUUGCAUCUAUCCCUCGUGGCGCUGUUGGAUCGUCUAGUAGCACCCUCUUCACCCAGUUCGAGAUUCCUGAUACUUAUACCAUCGAAUUCCACAAUGGCAGCAAGUUGGAGGUUGUCAACCAAUUGGUCGUCCCUGCUACCGUUGACCUUUCUGGUAUCGAGUCUGGUGAGGAUUUCCACUAUUAUGUUGAAAUCACUCCCACAAACACCACCACUGAAGAGCCUUCUACCAAUGAGCGUCGUUCAAACCAGGAGACUGACGAUGAUCUUCCCGGAUAUCCUAAGCCCCUGGUCAAACAAUCCAGCAACGCUGUCUCUGCAUACCUUCUCAAUGGUGAUGACUACAAAGACACUGCUGUUCUCUCCAUCUUGAGCUUCUUGCCAAUUGGUAUAGACAUCAGCAACCCCCCUGCCGAUUUUAGCAUGACCAAGUUCAUCCUGGAGGGACAAGCUGUUAUUCUUCAGCUCAUCAAGGCGGCCAAGGCUACUGGUCGUGAUAAGCUCAUAAUCGAUAUGUCUGCCAACGGCGGUGGUUCGGUGAUUCUCGCCCACUCCAUCUAUCGUCUCUUGUUUCCAGAGGGAGCGUUCACUGGCUGGGAUCGAUAUCGCGCCAACCCUGCUCUUGAGGCUGCUGCUGAAGUCGACUAUGAUAACCUCGUCAAGUCUCUGAUCACUAGAUCUGAGUAUUACCCCGUCGCUCCUGGUAACAAAUACCUCGAGACAGGCAAGGAGUUUUAUGGUCCUUAUACCGUCAAGGGCCAGAAUGUCACUGCAGCCUUCCAGACUGACAAGACUGUUCCCUGGGAUGAGAGCAUUCCUGCUUAUAUCAAUGGCUUCGACCCCGAGAGGAAGCCUUUGGUUGCGGAAGCUCCCUGGAAGCCUGAGAACAUUAUUAUUGUGACUGAUGGUAUUUGCGCCUCUGCCUGUGGUAUCCUGACCGGUCUACUCACCCGCAACCACGGCAUUCGCACACUCGCACUUGGCGGUCGUCCUCUCAACCAAGCCAUGCAAGCCAUGGGCGGCGUCAAGGGAACUCUCCUCAACUUCAACGCCGACAUCACCAGCGCAAUCGCCAACGUCCGCGCCAACGCAAAGACCGACAAGGAGACGGCCUCUAUCCUCAGCGACGCAUCGUCCUCAUUCCCCAGCUCGCAGAACCCACCUCUUCUUCCCCUCCCCGCAGGCGGUGUCGGCAAGGUCAACUCACUGAACGGCUACACUGAGGAUAACCUCGAGGGAUACCCUGUGCAUUUUCGGUAUGAGGCUGCCAACUGUCGCCUGUUUUAUACGCAGCGCAUGUUGGCUUCGCCUAUUGAGUCGUGGAGACGUGCUAGAGGCGUUGCAUGGAACAACGAGCCUUGUGUGUCGGGCUCAACGACGAAUAGUGAUGGGACUAUUGGUGAUAAGACUCUCAAGUAUGAUUCUCGUGUUCGCAGUCGCGCGAGUGGAAUCAAGGGGCCUGGAGAGUUGAAGAAGUGA
Molecule: messenger RNA, 2214 nt
Organism: Fusarium verticillioides 7600
Lineage: Eukaryota; Fungi; Ascomycota; Sordariomycetes; Hypocreales; Nectriaceae
Exons: 2
Coding region: 1-2214 (737 amino acids)
Source: RefSeq, a predicted model, not a curated record